CGCUAACGUGACAUGAUUAACCUUGCUGUGUUGACGUUAGCAUGAAGGAUACAUAUGCCCAGGACGAGGGCUCCAAUGGCAACCCCCGUCACCACAUUCCGCGUCCUCAGCUUCUGCGUCUUCUUCUUCCACUGUUCGAGCUCCACCUGCCUGAUGAAGUGCAUCUGCUCCUUGGAUAGAUCCUCCUUGGUGGGGUCUAUCCUCGCCGCAAACGGAGCGUCGGACUGUUGCGGCGUCUUGUCCGCCAUUUUUGUGCUUAGUUCAAACUAGCUUAGCGGGUUGUUUCGCAGGCUUUCAAACAAUCGAACCAGUGGAUGACAUCACCUUAAUCAACUAUAGGAGGUAACUUCCAGAAUGUUGUCAGAUCUGUGACCAGACCGUGGAGACCCACCAAACCACUCCGACAGGAGCCAAAACCGGAAACGCGUGCAACCACAAUUGCGUCCGGGGGUGAAAACAGUCGGGAUUUUAAGAUUCCUGUAAGGCGACGCGAAUGGAAACAGCGCCAUCUCCUGCAUAUACACGGCCGAGGCACGUUUAAUUAUAUUAAAACUAAAUACGGUACAUGAAUAAUGUUUAAUAUCGCGUGACACAACAAUUCACUUACAGUUUUAAAACGAGGUGCCGACAGAAGGCAGCAGUUUUUUUUCCGGCGCCCAAAUGGAGGAGAAUGUCAUUUGUUGUCAAAGCGAGCAGAGUGUUUUUCAGUUCAGGUUUGGCCAAGCCUCCUUUGACAUGCUGACGGACUUUCUUACGAAUCUCAACGAGAAAAACAAAGACAACAUCAACAGUUUGUCCACAUGCAGCGGAGUCUUCAAAGAUAAAAGACUCUAUGAAUAUGCUCUGCUGAUAUCUCAAGAGCUCAGACUGGACCCGCUGGCCGGCUACCACGCCGUUGAAUUACUUCAAAGGUUCAUGGUCAAGCACAUCACACGCUUGCUCAGUGCGCCGUCACCUCAAGGCGCCACACAGGCCGGGGCGAGGAGCCGCGAGGACGCCGUGCUCGAGCUGCUGGAGAAGAAGUUUGCCCUGAUUGUGUUUUCCUGCGUGCAGCUGGCCAGCAAGCUGUCUCUGCACAGCCACAUCAUCGACAUCAACACGGCCGUGCGCUUCCUGCACUCUGUCGGCCUCGACGUCUCCAAGCAGGCCGUCCUGGAAUCGGAGCUGAUGGUGCUGAAGGGCCUCGACUUCCAACUGGACCUGCCCAACCCUCUCACAUAUGUGGAAAUACUACUGGAGGUUCUCGGCCACAACGAGCCGUCCACCCCUGUGGAGCGUCUGCACCACCUGUGCCGCCACGUUCUCCAGCUGGUGAGCCUGCAGCGCCGCGCUCUGUACGACGCCCUGCUGACCGCCACCACACAGACCCGCAACCCCACCAGGGAGCAGAGAAUAACUUCAUUUAAAAGUCCAGUGCAGGGGUGUCCAAAAUGUGGCCCGGGAGCGACUGUUUUUUUUUUUAUUUGCCCAAAGCACAUUGUAAAAAUACAAUUUAUCAAGCAAACUAAAACAAAAAACAUAAAAAAUUAAAAAAUCAGCAAUAAUUUGACAAGAAUAAAGUCAAAAUAUUUAGAGAAAAAGUUGUAAUCUAACUAAAAAAACCUGUAAUUUUAUAAGAAUAACAUACUUGUAUUAUGAGGAAAAAUAAUCUUAUUUUAGUAGCAUAAAGUUGAAAUACAGUAUUAAAUAAACAAGACUUUUUUUAAGUCGUAAUACUAAACAAACAAAACUAAUGCAAGAAGAACAAGUACAAGUACACAAGUACAAGCCUGAAAUAGUUGGGGAAAAAAACCCAACAACAGUAGAAAUAGAAAAAAUAGCUGUAAUUUUAAGAGAAUCAAGUCAAAAUAUGCAGAGAAAAAAGUCAUUCAAACGAGAAAAUAAGUCAAUUUUACGAGGCAAGUCGCAUAGAGUUGAAACAUUA
Molecule: messenger RNA, 1924 nt
Organism: Dunckerocampus dactyliophorus (ringed pipefish)
Lineage: Eukaryota; Metazoa; Chordata; Actinopteri; Syngnathiformes; Syngnathidae
Gene: cntd1
Product: cyclin N-terminal domain containing 1
Exons: 6
Coding region: 661-1530 (289 amino acids)
Biological process (GO): reciprocal meiotic recombination
Cellular component (GO): site of double-strand break
Source: RefSeq, a predicted model, not a curated record